AUGGGCAAACCACGCAAGCAACCUCACGUUCCCCGGCCCUCACCGUUAAAACAGGUACACCUCACCCGUCCUAUCUCGCAAGCUCCUCUAUCUUCUGGAUUGGUUAGGGAUCCUAUGUUCUGGAAACGCUUCUCGGUGGCGGUUCAUGAGGCCGAAGUGGGCGAUCUGGAGAGCGGACGGAGUGCAUCUACGAGCACAAUUGAAAUGAAGAAAACUGGCGAGCGAGAGCAAGAAAACGAUUGGCUGGCGCAACAACACAAGGAGAAGCGACGAUGUCGAAUUACCUGCCUAAUCAUCACCCUCCUGGUGGCUAUCCUGAUCACUGGCGGGGCUGUUGUCGGAUGGUGGUUCACUCAGGGUCCAGGAAGUUAG
Cadophora gregata is the source of this 372-nucleotide messenger RNA. RefSeq lists its product as uncharacterized. The coding region runs from base 1 to 372 and encodes 123 amino acids. The record is from RefSeq and is a predicted model, not a curated record. The transcript has 2 exons. Lineage: Eukaryota; Fungi; Ascomycota; Leotiomycetes; Helotiales; Ploettnerulaceae.